AUGUUCGUUCGCGGCAGUGGUUCUGGUCACAGUCUGGCUCAGAUCUAUCUUGAAUCCUACUUUGUCAUGCUACCGCGAACGGCGAGGGCUGGCCUUGCUGCUCGCAGACAAUUUCACCAAUCAUGCGUAGCAUUGGCAAAGCCAAAAACUCAGAAGUCUUCUAAGGCCAUAGCAAAGGUCGUACUUGCACCACAACCUAAAGAUGUUUCAGCAGAGAAGAUCGCUAACGAUGCUCUUGCACUUUUCUUUCUCUCAAGAAGAUCAUCCUUGGGGUUGACCAAAGGCAAGGCCGCGCAGACACGGCAUUACGGCACAUUUGCCUUUAUCGACAAACUGGUUCUCAAAUCAGAAAAUACAGAAGGGAAGUCUCCUCGAUCCACAGAGGAUAGGGAGAAGUCCAGAGCUCCGGAAGAGAGGGAGAAAGACGCAUCCGAGUUGGGACAAAAUCGGAAGGAAUCUCAAAGUGAGAGGAAAAUCGAUGCUUCAGACAAAAUGGAGGAUCAAUCGAAAGAUAAUAAAGAGCGGAAAGAGGAACAGUUACCUGGAGGUAAUAAUGGCGGCCUUACACCAGGACAAUCAUUCCUAUUGCUCGUGGUCUCAGCUAUCCUCUAUGCAAUGACGAGUUCCACUACCUCCAACCUCAGCCAAAAGGAAAUAACAUGGCAAGAGUUCAGGAACAGUUUCCUUGACAAGCACCUCGUCGACAGACUCAUCGUCGUUAAUCGUUCAAAAGUCCGAAUUGUACUGAAGGGCGAUACCACCGGAACCACCCCCCCACAAGCCGCUCAGUAUAGCUAUUACUUCUCCAUCGGUAGCGUAGAGGCCUUUGAACGAAAGCUCGAUGCCGUCCAAGAUGAGCUAGAGAUACAGCCUUCGGAACGUAUACCUGUUGCAUACCAUGAGGAAGUAUCAGCCCUCAACACGAUUCUCACUUUUGCUCCUACGAUUCUACUGGUCAGCUUUAUCUGGUGGAUGAGCCGACGGGCUAAUAGCGGUGCUGCAGGAGGAGGAGGCAUUUUCGGUAUUGGCAAGAGCAGGGCAAAACUCUUUAACCAUGACACUGAAGUCAAGGUGCGAUUCCAGGAU
Molecule: messenger RNA, 1086 nt
Organism: Acaulospora colombiana
Lineage: Eukaryota; Fungi; Glomeromycota; Glomeromycetes; Diversisporales; Acaulosporaceae
Source: the annotation of a GenBank genome assembly